AUGGGGUGGGGAAGGGGGAUCUACGACGGAGUAGUGGUGGUCGGUUCACUGUCGCUGCUGGGAUGGGCCGGGCUGUGGUUCUUGAACCGUAGACUCUACAAAGAAUACGAAGAGAAGAGGGCUCUCGUUCAGAUCAUCUUCAGCGUCGUAUUCGCCUUGUCCUGCAAUCUCUUCGAGCUCGUCCUCUUCGAGAUCAUUCCUAUUCUUUCCAAAGAGGCGAGAUGGAUGAAUUGGAAGGUGGAUUUGUUUUGUUUGAUAAUGUUACUGGUCUUCAUGUUGCCUUACUAUCAUUGUUACUUAAUGCUUUGCAACAGCG
This is a messenger RNA of Ilex paraguariensis (yerba mate), 316 nucleotides long. The record is from the annotation of a GenBank genome assembly. NCBI's taxonomy places the organism in Eukaryota, Viridiplantae, Streptophyta, Magnoliopsida, Aquifoliales, Aquifoliaceae.